GCGGAGUUUCAACUAUUACACAGUUUUCGCAUCGCCGAAUAACUUGCAACCGAAGUUUUUCGUUGCUUUCUCUUUUUUCUCUUCAUACUGCUUUCUCCAUUGUUAUUAUUACUAAUGACUGCAUAAAGUGACAUGUCCAUAAUAAAGCUAUCUGGGUGGAGAUUUGGUGUGUUCGUGGCUGGAUUGGUGGGGGCGGUCGGUUGCGCAAUUUAUCCUAUAAUUAUUUCUCCAAUGAUUGACCCAUCGCCGUACGUACAAGCUCAAAAAAACUCUAGGAAAGGAAUAAAGCAGGAAGAAAUUCAACCAGGAGGAAUGAAGGUGUGGUCAGAUCCGUUCAAGAGGAAGGAUAACAGUGAAAAGUAGGACAACUAUAGUAUCGUUGGAGGCAUUCGCUAUGGGUUUACAAUAAUAAGGCCUCGGUAUAAUGCAGAUCAAUUACAUAUGAUCAUGCUCGGCUGUUGUAUCACAAGCUGUUGAACUCUCUCCCUAGUCAGUUGCAAAUUGUAUAUGUUAAUUACAAAUUUAUUAAAUAAGAAAAAUAAGAUUAAACAGUAAUCGUA
Folsomia candida is the source of this 560-nucleotide messenger RNA. RefSeq names its product small integral membrane protein 20. The transcript has 3 exons. Gene Ontology annotation, biological process: mitochondrial respiratory chain complex IV assembly. Gene Ontology annotation, cellular component: mitochondrial inner membrane. The record is from RefSeq and is a predicted model, not a curated record. NCBI's taxonomy places the organism in Eukaryota, Metazoa, Arthropoda, Collembola, Entomobryomorpha, Isotomidae. The coding region runs from base 133 to 363 and encodes 76 amino acids.